AUGGGGACGGAGAAGACCCGAACCACCGCUCCCAUUGGGACUUGUGAAGGGAGGGUACUUUUAGGUUACAUCGAACCGACAAAGUAUAAUCAGGUUGUGGAUAUUAUAUUAAAAGAAUCAGCACCGCGGAACAAUAAAGAUCGAUGUCAAGACUGGACUCUAGAUUGCGUGAUUGCACUCGAAGCUGAGGAAUUACUCCCUGCCGGUACCU
Molecule: messenger RNA, 211 nt
Organism: Bipolaris oryzae ATCC 44560
Lineage: Eukaryota; Fungi; Ascomycota; Dothideomycetes; Pleosporales; Pleosporaceae
Exons: 3
Source: RefSeq, a predicted model, not a curated record